CCGCCGCCGGCCCCUCGCCGCCGCUGCCCUCCUGACCUUCCGUGCCAGCCGGGAGCGCGAAGCCCCAUCACCAUCCGAAGCACUCAAGCCCUAGGAUGUCGGCCUUGACUCUCUCCUCCCCCCAGCAAGUCCCCGACAUGGCGGCCAUCGGAGCCAAGCGAGCUCGCCGAGGAGAGCAACCGCGCGCACGCUUGAGCUCACGCAGCCGGGCUUGGCAGGUUGGUCGAUGAUGCGCUCUCGUCUUGCCCUGUGAUCCUACGCGUGAGCACGUCCGCGAAGAUGAUGGUCCCUUGCCCAAACAAAUCCCUGUGCUCUCGCCCUUUGUGCUAUCUGUACCUGACGGAGGAUGAUGCUACUGCAAUUUCGUUUCUGCUAACGUUUGCCUCAGAUCUUGCAGGUUCAUCACUCUUUGUACGAUUAUACCUACCAUUCAUCACUGCUAAUGCUGAGGCCGGAAUUAUUUCCUUAACCUAAAAAAAAAAUCUGUUUGUAAAAAAAAAGGACAGAUAACUCAUCUGUCAUCAACAUCGCAGAUUUGCGUGUUCUUAUUUCUUAACAGGUUAGACACCAGGAUAUGUACAUUUGUAUAGCCAAAUCCGUGGGAUUAGGGGAACAAUUCAGAAAAACGCGGUCACGCCUUUCUUGCAACUGACCUACCCAUAACAACCUUCACAGCAAUACAGGUGUGCUAAUGGAGUAAAACAUGGUUUGCUUUCAGUUAAUCCCACGGUUUCAGUGAACAAAUCUGCUUUACGGAUGAGGGUACAGGUAAUUCAGAGAAGAGAGACGCAGGUGGGGCUGUGAGUGACUAUAUAUACGGUACUCGCACUGGCAUUCAUGAUGCAACAGUCCUGCAAUAGAAAUGAUUCUUCAGUUAGCAAUAGCUUUCAGCUGAUUCACUUCUCCCCCUCUGCUGAAUCAUUACCGGAUUUCGUCACUGCCUUCAGAGGGGAGGUCACCUGGAAGCCAGAAAGAGCACAUGAACAGGUCCAUCGGGUCAGAUUGUACCCUUGCAUGAAUCAUCCUUCAUCCAUAGUCUGAAGUUUCUUGCAGCCUUUCUUCACACCAUGACAUCAACAGAUCCUAUCCUGAUUCCUGACUGUCCGUCGUUCAAAAAAAUAAAAAAUCCUGAUUCCUGACAGCAUGAAAGCGACACUCCUCGCGCAUGCUGCAACUGACGCUUACAUUUACAUGGUUUCUUGCUUCGAUGUGCCUGCAGCCACUCCUAGGACCAAGUGAUCACUGCUGCUCAGUGCUAUGGGAGGUGGAGAUCACCAGUGCAUGGCUGCCGCCGCGGCCGCGGCUGCCGGCGAUGGAGGCGCCAGCGUGGAGUCUGCGUUGAGGCCCCUUGUUGGUGCAGACGCCUGGGACUACUGCAUCUACUGGAGGCUCUCUCCUGACCAGAGGUUCUUGGAGAUGACUGGGUUCUGCUGCAGCAGCGAGUUUGAGGCACAGAUUUCUGCACUUGGUGAGCUGCCUUCAUCAAUCCCUCUGGAUUCCUCAUCUGCAGGGAUGCAUGCCGAGGCAAUGCUGUCCAACCAGCCGAUCUGGCAGACCAGCUGCGUGUCAGAGCUCCCAGCAAGUUACUCCAGUGAGCACACAUCCGGCGGCCCGAGGACACGGCUGCUGGUGCCGGUCGCCGGCGGCCUCGUCGAGCUCUUCGCCGCCAGAUAUAUGGCGGAGGAGGAGCAGAUGGCGGAGCUGGUCAUGGCGCAGUGCGGGGUGCCGGCGACGGCGGGCGACGGCGAGGGGAACGACGGCGGCGUCGUGCACGCGUGGCCGGAGGCGCCGGGCUUCGCGUGGGACGGCGCCGCGGCGGGCGCGGGCGCGGACCCGCAGCGGAUGUACGGGGCGGUGCCGUCGCUCAACCUGUUCGACGCCGCGGGCAACGUCUCGGCGGACCCGUUCCUGGCGGCGGCGCCCGGGGUGGUCGACGACGCGGCGGCGGCGGGGUGGCAGUACGCCACGGCGGCCGGGAGCGAGCCGUCGGUGGUGGCGGUGCAGCAGGAGCAGCCGCAUCAGCUGCACGGCGCCGCGCGCGCUGGAGGCGCGGACUCGGGGUCCGAAGGGAGCGACAUGCAGGGGGACCCCGAGGACGACGGCGACGGCGACGCGCAGGGGCGGGGCGGCGGAGGCAAGGGCGGCGGCAAGCGGCAGCAGUGCAAGAACCUGGUGGCGGAGCGGAGGCGGAGGAAGAAGCUCAACGACCGGCUCUACAAGCUCAGGUCGCUCGUCCCCAACAUCACCAAGAUGGACCGCGCGUCGAUUCUUGGGGACGCGAUCGACUACAUCGUGGGGCUGCAGAAUCAGGUGAAGGCGCUGCAGGACGAGCUGGAGGACCCGGCGGACGGCGCCCCCGACGUGCUCCUGGACCACCCGCCACCGGCGAGCCUGGUGGGGCUGGAGAACGACGACUCGCCGCGCACGAGCCUGCACCAGCCGGCGGCGCCGCUGGCCGGGAGCAAGAGGCCCCGGGCGGCGGAGGAGGAGAAGGCCGGGAGCAAGAGGCCCCGGGCUGCGGCGGAGGAGGAGAAGGGGCACGACAUGGAGCCGCAGGUGGAGGUGCGGCAGGUGGAGGCAAACGAGUUCUUCCUGCAGGUGCUGUGCGAGCACAAGCCCGGGCGCUUCGUCCGGCUCAUGGACGCCGUCAGCGCGCUGGGCCUCGAGGUCACCAACGUCAACGUCACCUCCUACAAGACCCUCGUCCUCAACGUCCUCCGCGUCGCCAAGCGGGACAACGAGGUGGCGGUGCAGGCGGACAGGGUGAGGGACUUGCUGCUGGAGGUGACGCGGGAGUCCUACGGCGUGUGGUCGUCGGCGCCGCCGGUGGGGAGCGGCGGCAUCGACGCCAAGCUCGACGGCAUCGAUGAGCAGGCGCAGGCCGCGGCAGAGGACCACUACGGCGGCUACAACCAUCUCCUCCAAUACCUCGCUUGAUCAUUUUUCUCUACCAAUCCAUUGUUCAUGUUCACCCAAGGGGAUCAAUCAAUAAACGGGCUCCGUAUAAUUAACACUGU
Messenger RNA from Panicum hallii, 3017 nucleotides. RefSeq names its product transcription factor TDR-like. Gene Ontology annotation, biological process: regulation of DNA-templated transcription. Gene Ontology annotation, cellular component: nucleus. Gene Ontology annotation, molecular function: DNA-binding transcription factor activity; sequence-specific DNA binding; protein dimerization activity. NCBI's taxonomy places the organism in Eukaryota, Viridiplantae, Streptophyta, Magnoliopsida, Poales, Poaceae. The record is from RefSeq and is a predicted model, not a curated record. Bases 1258 to 2937 code for a protein of 559 amino acids. The transcript has 8 exons.